Diachasmimorpha longicaudata is the source of this 706-nucleotide messenger RNA. RefSeq names its product RNA-binding motif protein, X-linked-like-3. Lineage: Eukaryota; Metazoa; Arthropoda; Insecta; Hymenoptera; Braconidae. The record is from RefSeq and is a predicted model, not a curated record. The transcript has 3 exons. The coding region runs from base 58 to 579 and encodes 173 amino acids.
UUCAGCCUCUACCAAACAAGAGUUCAGUUCUCAGUGGACUUCAAUUGUUCGGAUAAAAUGGAUAAAUUUCUGGUUAUUACGCUGGCUCUGAUUGUGGCUAGUGCAUCAGCAUUUCCGGCUGGUCAAUCUGAUGGAAGAGACGGACAAACCAAGAAUGUGAGGGUGGUAAGAUCGCCCCAACCAGAUCCCCACUACCAUCAUCAUCAUCAUGGGGGAUAUGGAGAUUACGACGAUGGUCACCACCACCAUGACCACUACGGUGGUCAUGAUUACCACGACCAUUUCGGUGGUCAUGACUACCAUGACCACUACGGUGGUCACGACCAUCAUGAUCACUACGGCCACGAUCAUCAUGACCACUAUGGAGGCUAUGGCGGAUACCAGAGCUACCCUGGACAGUAUGCAAGUGGCUAUGGGCAUCAAGGCUAUGGAGGAUACAAUGGAUAUCUCCAGAAUACCGGACAUUCUCCAUCUGCUGCCAAUGCCAAUUCUGGUUCCUUCAACACUCCUCUGGGAAGUGCAGCAUUUGCCAGCGCUAACGCUAACUCCGGGUAUGGCAAUGGAGGAUACUACGGCUAAAACCUUCCUCAACCGUCUAAAUUGAUUGACAAAAUGGUGGACGGUGGAAUGCCCAGGACAGUCUGUAUCCAGUGUAAAUUACUGUUAACUUAUUGACUUUAAUAAAUAAAAAAUUAUGAACUGACUA